AUGUCCUCCGUCAACGAUAACGCCCCCUCGCCGCUCCCGGUGGAUGGGGUGAGCAAGCGCAAACAAGUGAAUCGAAAUCUCCUAGGCUCUGCAGCUUGCGUUCACUGUCACCGGCGCAAGGUUCGGUGCGAUGCCCGUACCGUUGGCACACCCUGCACCAACUGUCGUGCCUCUGGAAAGACCGACUGCCGCAUCCACGAGAAGAAAAAGCGACUUGCAGUCCGUUCAAUCCUAGACCCCGUCCCGAUCCGAUCUCGGCCCCUAUCGAUAUCUGAUCCCACCUCAACCCCUGCUCUUGUAGCCGGAACACCGCUACCUCCGAGCUUUCCAACCGCAUUCCCGAGUGGUCAUGCUACACCAAUUUCCGGGGGUUAUCGCAACAUGGGCACGGGAUCCGAGGCAUUUGGCCGUCAUGGCCAUGAUAUGGCGCAUGCCGAUGAGGCACACAACGAGAUGCAGCAACAUCUCGUCAAAUUGAUAGAUGAAGAGGAAUCCGGUAGAAGAGAGAUUCAAAGAGGCGUGCGUGCCUUCUAUGUUGGACAUGAACUUUCGAACAUGUCAUUUUUGAUCCGGCAACAACGAGAACAAGAUGACGAUGUAUAUCAUUUUGCCAGCAAUGAGAUACCACGGCGCCAAAUGAAGACAGGCCAUGAUCAGCUCCUCAUGGAUGCUCUGACACUACCAGAACCGGCUCUCGCGGAUGAACUGGUCCAGGCUUAUUUCACAUAUGUCAAUCCAGGGUACCCUCUCGUCGACGAGGAUUUAUUUAUGACGCAAUAUCGAAACCGGGACCCUGCAGAUCCUCCGCCAGUAUUACUCCUUCAGGCAAUUUUAUUGGUCGGUGCGCAUGUUUCUCGCGCAAAAGUAGAGCGAGAUGCUCUCAAAGAAAUCUUCUUCCGCCGCACAAAGUAUCUUUUCGACAACCGCAUCGAGCGAAAUCGAGAUAUUCUUGUCCAAGCGGCGCUGCUUUUAACCUGGCAUUCUGAUAGAGUAGACGAUGAUGUCGCUGCGGAUGCUCACUUUUGGGUUGGGGCGGCUGCACGGAUCGCUACAGGGCUUGGAAUGCACCGUAAUCCUGUGUCCAGUAGCUUUGUGACUCGUGACCGACGAAUGUGGAGGAGAGUUUGGUUUAUUCUGAUCCAGUUUGAUGUCUUGAUUUCACUGUCAUAUGGACGUCCUCAAGCGAUCAACUUGGAUGAUUCCGAUGUGUCCCCUCUGACGCUUGCCGAUUUUGAGAAUUGUGGCCCUCACGUACAAGCAGAGUAUGUGAUUCAUUUUACUGAGCUUUGUACGAUGAUCUCGUAUCUCAUUCGUGAUCGAUUUGGGCUUCGAGCGAGUGAGGAACGGCGAAAAGCUGUUCUCCAGGAAGCCGACGGAUCAUUAGCAACUUGGUCUCUCAAACUUCCUGAUAAUCUUCGGCUUCGAGCGUCUGAUAUGGAUCCAUGGUCUGCCAUGCUCCAUCUGACUUACAACAACUUCCUCAUUCUUUUGCAUCGGCCGCAUCCCAGAGCUUCGGCCUAUUCCGAUGACUAUGGCCCACACGAUGCCGAAAUUUGUAGUGCAGCCGCUGGUGUCAUUACCUCCAUCUUCGAGGAGCUCAGAUUGAAUGAUCGCUUGAAGUUCCUUUGGUACACUGGCGUCCAUACCCUCUUUACAGCCAUGAUUCAAGUUCGGGUCGAACUUCGGUUCUCCAAUCCAGUUCUCGCCAUUAAUGCGCUGCGCCGUUUCGACUCCGCCUCCUAUUCGCUCCGUGAAUUGGCUCAGUACUGGCUUCAUGCUGGCACGAUCUUACGAGUCUUCGAGGACUCUAAACGUCUUCAAGAAGAUCUUCGGAUGGCAACUUCAGAACGCCCCAAGCCGUUUGGUGACGCACCGCAUUCACACAAAGUCCCCGUUCCUUCUCCUGCUCCAUCAAUAACUAUGCAGACUCCGGGACCACUUUCAUUCGGUGUACCCACCCCGGAGGCCACACCUCUACAACAUACAACCCUCUCCCCGCAAACCAAUCCUCCUCCUCAAUUCGACAAUUGGAUUGCCCCUCUCCGGCUUAAUGCCGGCCCGCUGGAGAGAAAUGAUCCGUUCUCGAGCAGUAUGCAAGUGGAUUCCAUCGAGCCAGCUCGCGACUACCCAGACUGGCGACAGCUAUUCGCCUUCGGAGAUAUAGACCUACCACCGCCUGUAGGAGUGGAAGGUCUCCCCGAUCUUGAAGAUGAGUGGCGGCAGAUCUACUGGCAGGAUGCUCCGAUGGCAGAUCUUAUUCACGAUGGAGGAUGGAUCCAUAGCUAG
Messenger RNA from Penicillium paradoxum, 2286 nucleotides. RefSeq lists its product as uncharacterized. Gene Ontology annotation, biological process: DNA-templated transcription; regulation of DNA-templated transcription. Gene Ontology annotation, molecular function: zinc ion binding; DNA-binding transcription factor activity, RNA polymerase II-specific; DNA binding. NCBI's taxonomy places the organism in Eukaryota, Fungi, Ascomycota, Eurotiomycetes, Eurotiales, Aspergillaceae. The transcript is spliced from 4 exons. The record is from RefSeq and is a predicted model, not a curated record. The coding region runs from base 1 to 2286 and encodes 761 amino acids.